AUGAAGAGAGGCUCACGUGAGGCUGAGCGAGCCAAGAAGCUUAGGAGCUUGGGACCAAACACUCGGAUUUACUUCACAAGACUGCUUGCAGUUGCUGGGACAGUUUGUGAUCACGGUACCUGGCUCUUUACUCUAGCUCUUCAGAUUGAUGCAAUGAUCAGAUAUGAAAAUGCCUCAGAACAGAAGACUCCCGCUGCACGUUAA
Messenger RNA from Botrytis porri, 204 nucleotides. RefSeq lists its product as uncharacterized. The record is from RefSeq and is a predicted model, not a curated record. The coding region runs from base 1 to 204 and encodes 67 amino acids. The transcript has 2 exons. Lineage: Eukaryota; Fungi; Ascomycota; Leotiomycetes; Helotiales; Sclerotiniaceae.